GUGUGUUUCCCUGUCUAUGGUGUUUCCGCACACGAAGAUUUUAUUACUGUUUAAAUAAUCUGGUAAUGUAUUUAUCGACACAACGAUGAUAAUGUCUGCGUCCAUAAGCAAGAAAACAGAUGGAAGUGAUGAUGUCGCGAAGGCAGAAGCUCUCGAUAACGAAGAGGAUUCUCCCAUUGUGAGCCGCACACGGAGCGGUCGCAGACUGCGGACCCCCGCGGCCAAAACUCCCGUCCGCCGGACCAGAAAGUCUGUUGUCCGAGAAGAUACGGCAGAAAGCACCGAGUCUCGUCAGGAAUCACCACCAGAUGACUGUACACCAGAUACCAAAGGCGGUCAGUGCAGCUCGGCGACAGAACCAAUGUGUCCUGAUAUGUCAACAUCAACACCAGCAGAUGUCAGUCAAGAGUCAGUACUGGACACUGCAGGGUUGAUGGGGUCAGAUCAGACCAGUGAGAAGGAAAAUGUGGUUAAUAACACAGAGACAGAAUCCACUGGUCCCACUGACCCCGAGAAAAGGGCCAAAAAAAGGACUCACUCAGAAUCCAUUGAGAAGAAAAGUAAGAUGGUACCUCUUGGGAAACCUAAGUCUGGAAGAAUAUGGAAAAACAGAAAUAAGCAAAGGUUCUCCGCUCUGUUGAGAGACAAACCUCUGCGUUCUUCAUGGGAAAAGAAGAUGGAGGCCAAGAGAGAGAAGCAGCUGGUGAAGCAGUACCAACAACAGCUGAAAGAUGAGCAGACCAGAGAGAAAGAGGAGAAAAAGAGGAGGAGAGCAGAAAACCUGAGAAGACGAGCAGAAAAUGAGAGAAAAGCGGAGAUUGUGCAAGUGAUUAAGAAUACAGCAAAGAUCAAGAGAAUGAAGAAGAAACAGCUGAGGAAGAUUGAGAAAAGAGACACGCUCUUAGCGGUGCAGAAAACACCACCCAGUGUCAAGAAGGGAGCAGGGAAAACAAACAACAGCCUGUAGAGAGUUUCAGUGCAGUGAUGCGAGAGAAUCUCAUCAGACUUUAACACUGUUGUUGAUACACGUGUGUAGUGUCUGUUGAAUGAACUGGCAUGUGAACCUCACAAUGGAAAAUACUAGGGACAUGUAAUCAUUUUGGUUCUCUAAGUUGACAUCUUGGGUUGUGAAUCUGCUUUAAGUCUGUGGAUUUGAUGUAAUAUUUGUACAGCAAAUUCAAAAGCAAAUAUGUUUUGAAUUCAUGGAAAAAACCUAUCACCAUUUUUUUAAUGUUAUUGUCACAUUAAAAACUAUUUAAAUAAA
This is a messenger RNA of Carassius carassius (crucian carp), 1264 nucleotides long. Its product is annotated as coiled-coil domain-containing protein 86-like. NCBI's taxonomy places the organism in Eukaryota, Metazoa, Chordata, Actinopteri, Cypriniformes, Cyprinidae. Bases 86 to 967 code for a protein of 293 amino acids. The transcript has 4 exons. Gene Ontology annotation, cellular component: nucleolus. The record is from RefSeq and is a predicted model, not a curated record.